Molecule: messenger RNA, 762 nt
Organism: Spizellomyces punctatus DAOM BR117
Lineage: Eukaryota; Fungi; Chytridiomycota; Chytridiomycetes; Spizellomycetales; Spizellomycetaceae
Exons: 1
Coding region: 1-762 (253 amino acids)
Source: RefSeq, a predicted model, not a curated record
AUGCCGCCAGAUGCACCAAAGGCAACUUGUCCUAGUCCCACCUCUCCAUCCCUGCCGUCUCUCCGUACAAGCAUCUUCCCACCUCGUCUGACUCUGGUUACUCUCCGACCAUAUGUCACACCACGAAAUGUCUUUUUUGCCUCUCUUCUUCUCGUUAUCAUUGUUUCAGGCGCCAUCCUAUUCAUGUGUCUUGUGGGCAUGAUUACAUUCUCCGAUAAGCAUGUAAAAGACCAGUGGAUUGAGAUCACAAGUCAGAUAUUGAACUCGUGCUUUACGUUGAAUGCCUUGUUACUUUUUCCGGAACGGACAGUGGAUCUGUGGCUACUCUGUCGUGGUGUAUACGGUCGACACGGACCAUCGGCCCGCAAGCUGGAGGACCGGCACACACCUUGGUGCCGAGUGGUUGUUGCUGACUCCAAUGCUCCUCCGCCUCUUCCACGGACAACGCUGGUGUCCAUUAUCCUUCUCCAAAAUUUGAAUGGAUGGUUCCAAGUUCCUAUGGCUGUUUCCAUGUGGGUUUGGGCGAACGACUACACGCAUCGACCGGCGUGGUUGGUGGCAUCGUCCCUAGUUGCGAGCUUUUUGUGUGGGUUUGCGGGCGGUAUUUGGCCGGCCGUCAUUUCAUACAAGAUGAAGAAGAGGGGGGUGGAUGUUGAGAUGGACGUGGAUGAGAUAACGGUAGAAAAGGGUGCCGUGGUCCAUGCUGACUCUGGAAGAACGCUGGUGGGCGACGAGGAAGGUGCCAAACUAGGAGCAAGUUAA